This is a messenger RNA of Cryptococcus deneoformans JEC21, 829 nucleotides long. RefSeq lists its product as hypothetical. The transcript is spliced from 4 exons. Gene Ontology annotation, biological process: formation of translation preinitiation complex; translation reinitiation. Bases 69 to 665 code for a protein of 198 amino acids. The record is from RefSeq and is a predicted model, not a curated record. Lineage: Eukaryota; Fungi; Basidiomycota; Tremellomycetes; Tremellales; Cryptococcaceae. Gene Ontology annotation, molecular function: mRNA binding; translation initiation factor activity.
CUCAGGAUUGCCAUGUCUAUAUUUAUUGUCCACAUCUCUCGCUCAGCACCCUACCAACAGCACUGAAAAUGGCUUCAGCGGUUAGCGGUCCUUCCACAAAGCAGGUUCACCCCUUCUACUGUGCAGUUUGCAGUUUGCCCACCGAAUACUGCGAGUUCGGACCAUCAGUUUCAAAGUGCAAGGCAUGGCUUGAAGAGCAGGACAAGGAUGAGUAUGAGAGGGUAUGGGGUGAAGGCGCUUUGGCGAGUCGAAUUGGUACCCUUUCUUUGGACAAGCAGGAGAAGCUCGAAGCGGAUGCGGCCAAGUUGGAGAAGAAAGCUGCUAAGAAGGCUGAAGCCGAAGCCAAAAAGAAGGAACAGACCAAGAUCAUCAUUAAGCGCUCUGAACGCACGAAGCGCAAGCACCAAACACAUAUCCAAAACCUCGAAUUGUUCGGCGUUGACCUCAAAAAGGCUGCCAAACAAUUCGCAGGGAAAUUUGCUACCGGUAGUAGCGUAAGCAAGACACCUCAAGGAGAGGAGGAAAUUGUUAUUCAAGGUGAUGUGGGAGAUGAGAUUGUGGAGAUGAUUAGACAACAGGUGGGAGCGUUGAAGGGUGUACCGGCGGAUCAGAUCACGAGGGUGGAAGUCAAGAAGAAGAAGGAGGCGGAAGAGCCCGCGGCUUAGAUGGUGUAUAUUACUGGCUAUUACUCGCUAUUCAACUUUCAUUUGCAUUUCGAUCUCAAGCAUUCUUGUACCUACACAAGAAUUGGCUACUUCUGGGAUCCAGGCUGUAAAGGGACUGCGGGGGCCAUUGUUUUAAAAUGGACGAUUACACCUUCCAAAACUGC